AUGGUUAAGAGAAGAUAUACAGAUGACGAAUUAUCGCGGUAUUUAGAAAAUUCAGAUGAAGAACCAUUUAGUAGUGGAAGUGACGAAGAAUAUCAGCCCAACGAUGAAGAUGAAGAUAUCGAGGAUACCGAGGUAAUUGCAGAUUUUAUAGCAAGUAGUGCAGGCAGAAGUACUGAGAGUCCGUCACCCACACCAGCAAGUUCAUCGUUAUUCAAACCAUCUGAUGCCGAAUGGAAAAGAGAUGUUUUGCCUUUAGGGAGGGAAACGUUUAUAGGCAAUCACGGUGUACAAAAUAUAGACGCAAUUACUGAAGAUGGGAAAGUUAGUUUGUUUAAAAUUUAUGCUUAUUUUGUACCUGAUGAUUUCAUUGAUGUUAUGAUCAUUCAUACCAAUAAUUACGCGCAGUUGUUAAAGGAAUUACGAACUGCACAAUUUAGUCGAAUGACGAGAUGGAAAGACGUCACUAGAGAGGAAUUGAAAACAUUUUUUGGAGUGAUAAUCUACAUGGGUCUCAAUCCUAAGCCGUCAAUUGAGCACUACUGGAAAUUAGACGUGCUAUAUUAUAAUCCUCUUAUGCACAGAAUAAAUAUGUCGUAUAACAGGUUCAGCUCCAUUCUAAGAUUCUGGCACUUUACAGAAAUCCAAAUAGGUGUCAUUGGAGAGCAAAGAACUCAUAAAAUAGACCCACUCAUACAUAAAAUGGUAAACAAUUUUCGUAGUCUUUAUAUACCUUCCGAUAUUAUUGUCGUUAAUGAGUCAAUGGUCAAAUUUCAUGGAAGGUUGCAAAUAAGAACUUAUAACCCAGCCAAAACAGAUCGCUACGGUAUGAAAAUAUAUAAGGCCUGCACAAUAAAUAGCUACACAUGGUCCUACCAAAUUUAUUCCGGGAUUUCGCAUCAAUUAGAGGGUCUUGAUAAACCUGGUUCAACAGUGGCACAGCUUACAGAGCCGCUUUUAGAUGCAGGUCGUAUUAUCGUCGCUGACAACUAUUAUACCAGUUUGCCAUUGGCUGAGUAUCUAAAAGGUCGCAAUACUGAUUUAUGCGGCACUUUACGUAAAAAUAAAAGAAAUUUGCCAGAAGAAGUAGUAAAAGCGAAGCUAAGAAGGGGAGAAAAAAUAGCUAGACAAAAGGACAACCUCUAUACUGUACUCAAAUGGCAUGAUAAACGCGAUGUCCUUAUGAUCUCAACCUGCCAAGGAGACGGUAUGUCUAACGUCACUACCAAACGCGGCGACGUUAUGAAAUCUGAUGCAAUCAUCGAUUACAAUGAUGCCAAAAAAGGCAUUGACAUUUCAGAUCAACUUGCUUCCUUUCAUUCGCCGUUACGUAAAAGUUUAACGUGGUACAAAAAGAUAGCAAUAGAUUUGCUAUUUCAAGUCGCCAUUAUCAAUGCCAGUUGCAUCUACAACGAGUUGGCAGACGGUCCUAAGUUGACAGUUUUACAAAUCCAAGAACAUCUAGUCCGACAUUUCCUUGGACCUGUAGCAUCAACCACAGAAAGAAAUCAACCUCAAAAAUCUUCCAUCUCCUGUAGCUCUCCAAGAUCUUCAAUAGCUUCUUAA
This is a messenger RNA of Parnassius apollo (apollo), 1563 nucleotides long. The record is from the annotation of a GenBank genome assembly. NCBI's taxonomy places the organism in Eukaryota, Metazoa, Arthropoda, Insecta, Lepidoptera, Papilionidae.